AUGACUGGUGUUCAAAAAACUUCGUGUAAGCUUUGCCUCAAAACUGUAACCGUUAAAGGUUUUGAGGUAAUAGACAACGUUACUAGAAAUACUUUGGAUGUUCUUUUGCUGAAAUUGAAAUUGGAUAGCGAGGGCAAAGAUGUUAUAUGUAACGUUUGCAGAAGCAAGUUAAACACAGCAUUCGAAUUUAAGUCAACUUGUUUGAAGAACGAUUACGCAAUUAUUCCGUAUGUGGAUUGUGAAAAAAUGUUACAGCUCGAUAUAAGAGACGUGUAUACGAAGGAAAAGACAAGCAAGUCAAUGGAUAUUUCAGAUAGUCGGAGAAUAUGUCGAUUGUGUAUGGAGCCAGUAGAAAGUGAGUUUAGGAGCAUACGUGAAGAGGAACUUGAAGCUAUCGAGAAAUUGGCUCCUGAAAUGAAUAUAAAUAUCAUCAAAGAUCCCGUUGUAUGUAAGGAAUGCUUUGAUUCUGUAUGCACCCACAACAGUUUCCUGAAAAAUUGCUUGGAAGUACAGGAAAAAAUUGGAGGUAUUUUUAAUAGCGCAGCAACAGAGAGUCGGAUAGAUACGUCACCAGCUGAUUUAUUCAUUAAGUCUGAAAACCAGGAUAAAGAAUUCGAUAUCAACGAGAUGGAAAUGUCAAUCAAAGCUGAAAGUAUCGACAUAAAAUCGGAAGAUGAGGAAAGCAGCGACUCGCUACUGCAGAGCUCCGAUAGUGAAUCAUUCAUGAAGAGUGUCCUUAGAGAUGAGGAAGAGGAUGGAUGUAAACAUGAGAAUAAAUCGACAAAUGAAUGUAAUACAAAAGUCAAGCAGGACGACAAAGUAUUUUACAAAUGUGAUAAAUGUAUUUACGGAACUGAAAGCGAGAUCCGUUUUAUAGCACACCGUGCGAGACACGAGAACGAUUCCGAAGCAUAUAAAUGUGAUUCGUCAUUCCGUAAUCAUAGUACAGCAAUUAUAGACGAGACUACCAUUCUUGUUGUUCCAAUAACAGAAGAUGAAGAAGAGCAAUUACCUUCUCUAUACGAUGAUGUUUCUGUGGUAUCUGGUUGA
Anoplophora glabripennis (Asian longhorned beetle) is the source of this 1050-nucleotide messenger RNA. RefSeq lists its product as uncharacterized. The transcript is spliced from 5 exons. The coding region runs from base 1 to 1050 and encodes 349 amino acids. Lineage: Eukaryota; Metazoa; Arthropoda; Insecta; Coleoptera; Cerambycidae. The record is from RefSeq and is a predicted model, not a curated record. Gene Ontology annotation, cellular component: nucleus. Gene Ontology annotation, molecular function: zinc ion binding.